Daucus carota subsp. sativus is the source of this 2004-nucleotide messenger RNA. Its product is annotated as homeobox-leucine zipper protein ATHB-6. Gene Ontology annotation, biological process: positive regulation of DNA-templated transcription. The transcript is spliced from 3 exons. Gene Ontology annotation, cellular component: nucleus. Gene Ontology annotation, molecular function: DNA-binding transcription factor activity, RNA polymerase II-specific; sequence-specific DNA binding. The record is from RefSeq and is a predicted model, not a curated record. The coding region runs from base 544 to 1536 and encodes 330 amino acids. Lineage: Eukaryota; Viridiplantae; Streptophyta; Magnoliopsida; Apiales; Apiaceae.
GUGAGCGAGAGACAACUGAGAAGGCCAGCUGAGCUGUUUUAGUUUUAGUUUCUUAUUACAUAUCUCCCUCACUUGUAUUCUUUUCUAGUCCUAGAUUAGUGUUGUAAUAAUUAUGCAUGCUUCUUCAAAUUUGAUUGAGUAAUAAUGAUGUAGUGAGAGUUCUUGCAGAAUCUUUUUUGUUUUGGUAAAUUCUCUGCUGGGGGUUGUUUGGCUUGGGAUUUGGUUUGAUGGGUUCAGAGGGAGAAGUGGUGAUGAAAAAGGAGAAAGAUGGGAAACCCAAGAGAGGUUUGCACAGUCACUCAGAUUGCACCAAACACUGUGCUAACACCUGGCCUCUUUUUUCUUGUUACCACAUUUUUGCACACAAUAAAUAAAUCCUUGAGUUUAAGCUCCUCCUUGUAAAAAUAGCAGAAAAAAAUAUUUUCUAAAAUACCAUCAAGAAGAGAUAAAUAAAAGAAAAGUGGGUUGGGUUGGGUUCUUGAUCUUGUUAAAGAUCUUGAGUUGUAGUGGUACUUGUGCUGCCACUUUGUUGUGUUACUAGUCAUGAAGAGACUUAGCAGUUCUGAUUCUUUGGGUGCUUUGAUGUCCAUCUGUCCAACAACAGAAGAAGGGAGUCCAGGAAACAACCAUGUUUACAGCAGGGAAUUUCAGUCUAUGUUGGAGGGGUUAGAUGAAGAAGGUUGUGUAGAAGAAAUGGGGCAGAUCUCGGAGAAAAAGCGGAGACUGAGCAUAAAUCAAGUCAAGGCAUUGGAGAAGAAUUUUGAAGUUGAAAACAAGCUUGAACCAGAAAGAAAAGUGAAGCUUGCUCAAGAACUUGGUUUGCAGCCUAGACAAGUUGCGGUUUGGUUCCAAAAUCGCCGUGCCCGAUGGAAAACCAAACAAUUGGAGAGAGACUAUGGUGUUCUUAAAGCCAAUUAUGACAGCCUCAAGCUUAAGAAUGAUACUCUUCAACAAGAAAAUCAAUCUCUGCUCAAAGAGAUACGAGAGCUGAAUUCGAAGUUGGGAGAGGAUAACACUGAUAAAACCAGUGAACAUUCAGUGAAAGAAGAGAUGAUGGUGACUGAAGACAGUGAGAAAGCUACUGAUGUAGUACUGAAAAGUCCAUCGAUCGAAUGUGAAGAUAUUAAUACAGAGGUUAAUUUUGAAAGUUUUGAUCAUCAAAGCAACAAUGGGAUCACAAUGGCUGCUGAUCUAACUACAUUUUUCCCGGACUUCAAAGACGGGUCAUCAGAUGAUAGCGAUUCAAGUGCAAUCCUAAACGAAGACAAUAACAGCCCGAAGGCAGCCAUUUCUUCAUAUGCUACUAAUGGGGUUCCUAUUCGGAGUCACCAGUUCAUGCCAUCGUCCAUGAACUGCUUCCCCUUCAGCUCAUCGACGUCGAAAGCUUUUCUUGGAGAUGCUCAGAAAGCCUGUUAUCAGCCACAGUUUGUGAAGAUUGAAGAACACAACUUUCUUAGUGGAGAUGAGUCUUGCAACUUCUUCUCAGAUGAUCAAGAUCCUAGUCUUCAGUGGUACUGUCAUGAUCAGUGGAAUUAAAAUAAACCCCGUCAAGAAUAAAGAAAUCAAAUUAAUGGGGUAAAAAAUAAGGAGAGUAAGAAUAUUCUUGGGAGAUCUGAUGAAUUAUUCAUGGAAAUGGGUAAUUUAAAAUUUAAAAAAAAACAAAAAAAAGGGUAAAAAAAGAUUGGUCUCUCAAUUAUUUGUACAGAUUGAAGAAGUUGCAGGGUGCAGAGGUGGGAGAGAAUCACGUGUGGUGUGGUGCAGAGGGAAAUCAGGUGGUGGGGCCGUGUAGUGGAGGGUUGGCGAAUCAAUGACGUGCAGGAUGGUUAGAGUAGUUUUAUUUUUAUUAUUAUUAUUAUGGAUUAAUUAAGACUUGAGAGCACUUUGAGUAGUGCUGUUGAAUUUGUUAAAAACAUAAGUUGGAAAAAAGAUUAAGCACUCCAAUGGCUUGUUCAGUGGAGGUAAUGCAAUCUUUUGUAAAAAUAAACAAUGUCUCUUUUAAGCCAA